AUGUCUUCAGAUAUAGCUCCUUUAGAUUUAGAAUACUCAGGUGAUCUAUGGCGUCGACAAUGUUCAUCUACAACAACGUAUAAUGGCCGAUUGGGUCUGCGCAUAUCGUCAGUGCCUGUGGUAUUUGUCGCUUCACUAAUCGGAGUUAUGUUCCCUCUGGUAUCUUCACGAGUCAAGAAACUUAACAUGCCUCCGCUCGUUUACUUUUUUGCUAAAUACUUUGGAAGUGGUGUUAUCUUUGGCACAUCAUUUGUGCAUCUUCUUUACGAAGCAGUCACAUCAUUAUCUGAUAAAUGUCUACCGUUAGCAUUCCAUCAGUUCCCAUAUUCAAUUGGUAUUGCCCUGGUAAGCAUGUUUUUCACCUUCUGGAUUGAAAUCACAACGCGGUAUAUCAUUCGCAAGAGAAAUGGAGGCAAAGAUAUUCCUCAUACACAUGGGCCUUCAGGGUUAGCCCACCGUCACAGCCACAGUCAUGAUAAUGAACAAGAAGAAAAAAAGGAGGAGGAAAAUAGUUCUGAAGUUGAAUGUGACAAUAGUAGCAAUGAAGUCAUGUCAGAAACAAUAUACCCUGAAAACUUAUAUGAAGAACCAGACAAGAAAACAGAGAUCCACACGUUCCCAAUGGCUACUUCAACCAUCCCUAACCAAGAACUUCAAGCCAUGGAUGCGGAAACAAUUUUACGGCUUCAACGGUCUGCGACGGUCAAUGCUGAGGCCCGUCUUACUUCUCAGAUUGCAACCAUUUGUCUGCUAGAAUUUGGAGUUGUUUUCCAUUCUAUUUUUGUGGGUCUGACGCUGGCCGUUACCAACUUAUCGUUCCCAACACUUUAUGUUGUUAUUUGCUUCCAUCAAAUGUUUGAGGGUAUGGGUCUUGGGUCACGCUUAGCAGAAACUCCAUGGGGGAAAAAGAAUGAAUGGGUUCCUUGGACUUUUGCCAUUGCAUUUGCAUUGACUACGCCUAUUGGUAUUGCGAUUGGGUUGGGUGUGCGAAACACAUAUCCUCCAGGGUCUGCACACGCACUCAUUACAAAUGGUGUAUUUGAUAGUAUUUCUGCGGGUAUUUUGAUUUAUACAUCUUUGGUAGAGUUAAUGGGUGUAGAAUUUCUGUACUCGGAUGAGUUUCAAGAAGCUUCAUAUGGAACAAUCAUGCUGGCCUUUGGGUUUAUGUGUUUAGGCUGUGGGUUAAUGUCGAUGCUGGGAAGAUGGGCAUAG
Magnusiomyces paraingens is the source of this 1212-nucleotide messenger RNA. RefSeq lists its product as uncharacterized. The coding region runs from base 1 to 1212 and encodes 403 amino acids. The record is from RefSeq and is a predicted model, not a curated record. Gene Ontology annotation, molecular function: low-affinity zinc ion transmembrane transporter activity. Gene Ontology annotation, biological process: zinc ion import across plasma membrane. The transcript has a single exon. Lineage: Eukaryota; Fungi; Ascomycota; Dipodascomycetes; Dipodascales; Dipodascaceae. Gene Ontology annotation, cellular component: plasma membrane.